AUGGCGACAAUCUACCGCGAAUCUCAGGUAGGGGGGGCCAUCGACCCGUGGGACCCACAGUCACGAUCCCAGGACUCACAGGGCUACCUACCGAUGCCCUUUUUAAGCCCACAAACGGGCAAAAAACGAGUCCGCAAAUCCCGGGCCUACCUCACUCUCCCGCCGGCAUCGCAGCUACCCGCGGGGAUCCCCCUGAGCCUGGAGGACUGGUGCGGACAGCGGGCAGGUCACUACUCACCCGACAACGAUAUGGGGAGGCGAACACAGAAGCCACAACAGGCAGCACCCAGGGACUCCCAAGAUAUUGGGACUCUGCUGCAACGCACAGCAGGCCACAAAAUGGCGGCCGAACAAGAACAGGAACCUAGCCCCACACAUUCAGCACAGCUGUCCCAGGGAAGCAGCAGUGACAUGAGAGCUGAAGCUCCCAGCAACCCACAAGCAGAGAGGGAUGACUCAGCCCCAGCCACUAAAAGGGACAUCAGACUCCUAUUACAGGAGAUGAAGGGGCUGUUUGACACUGACAUAAACUUAAUCCGCACAGAAACGCAGGCGGUGACGGCAAGAGUACAGGCCUCUGAAGAAGACAUACUAGACCUCCGACAGGAGGUGAAAAGCAUGGGGGACGCCCUGAAACAUUUACAGACAGCGAACUCAGCACUCCAAAACACGCUAGACGCCAUGGAAGAUCGCAACAGGCGCACACAUAUUAAGAUUCGGGGUAUUCCUGAUGCAGUGGGACCAUCCGAAUUACCACAGUUCCUGAGGAGACUCACGGCCACAAUACUGCCACAUACACAAGCCAAAAAGCUGGAAUUUGACAGCCACUUCCGCAUUAACAAAGCAAAAAGGGCACCCACAACGGCCCCAAGGGACGUCAUCGUCCGCUGCCAUUCCAUGACAGACAAACGCCGCAUACUAGCAGCAGUAAGAGACAAGACACCCUUGGCCUUCGAAGCCUCACAACUUACCUUCUUCCAAGAUAUCACGCGGAGCACCCUACUCUGGAGAAAGUCCUUGAGCAACAUAACGGAACAACUGCAGAAGGGGAACGUAGAAUACAGAUGGCUGCUGCCAAGAACUCUGGCGGUAUUCAGCGGAGAAGAAGUUCUAAAACUCACCUCACUCUCGGAGGCCCCAGCGCUUCUCCAAAAAUUGGGACUAACUCAGAACGCCCCAACACCGGGACCAACACAAGCUACCCACUCCUGGGACCCGGACAGAAUAGUACCAUAUGUCCCUAGGGGCAACAAGAGACCGGAGACGGAGACCUGAACACCUUAAACUGUUUACCUCUUAAUUUUAUUUCCAUGCUCUGAUAUUCUCCCCUCUUCUAUGAUUUCACCCUAUUGCUCCACGAAAACACGACAUCUCACUAUUAACUCCCCAUACAAAGUCGGAGACGAUCUCCCAACCCCCGCGACCCUCUUAGGUUAAGGGCCAACAUUACCUACUAACCCAAGCAUAGCAAACGCGACACAAAACCCACACUCAGGCACAGACAGACGCACAUAUACAAUUUUCACCGAGGACGAGCAACAGCACGUUACAAUUAUCAACACCCCCCCUCAAAUAACAGAGAGGAGUGCCACUUAACCACUCACAGGACCCAAGCAACAUAGACACAAACAUUCACAACCAGUUCACCCUAUGGGAACCUACCGCAUGGGCACACUCGACACACUAGAAAACCAGAAAAAGUGCAGAAACAUGACCACAAGUUCUUCCUGACUACUAGGACGCAAGCUAAAUUCCUCCGACCGUAGAACAAAAAGACUCAUGCUAUAUACUUGCUGCCAAUCCUAUGCUCCUGAUAUGUUAUAAGUGUAAAACGUAUAGACUGAUCUAGACCCUUGGCAAAACAAUUGUUAUUUACUAAUCUGCCUAUGUUGAAAAGGCAGCUCAAGUAUGUUAUUCUUUGUUACAUUUCUCAAUGCACAGAAAAUAAAGAAUUAAAAAAAAGUAUAUGGCACUGUGUUAUUGGAGGAUUUCAGUGUAGCCAAUUACAGGUUAUCCUUAUGGUAUUCCUAAAUUGGAGCCUUCCAAACCCUUGCACUCUGUACAUUCCAAAAUAGAGCAAGUGGUUAUGAGCUACACAGUAAUAACUCUGCAAAAGGUAAACCUAUUUUGCAGCAGCCCAGGAUUAUGACUGAUUGCUGAUAUUAUAUAAAUAGGAGCCAAAUAAAUGUGUUUUCUCUGUUUGUGCAUCAGUGGUUGCCCACCUCAAUCAUUGCACAUUCACAUGAAAAAUGAUAUCUCCAAGAAGUGUACCUUGCUGAAUGCAUGAUGUCCCAUUUCCCGUUUCAGUCUGUAUUGCCUAAAGGUUCACGGACUUGCCUCACUUUGGCGUCUCUUCCGAGGCAAGAAGUGGAAUGUCCUGCGUCAAAGGGUGGACUCCUGUUCUUACGAUCUGGAUCAGGUAUAUUCGCUUCCAUUGCCCUUGUAUGUUAAAAGCAGGUAGUAAUUUUCAUUCGUAGAGGCAAGUGUAAGAGACAAAACCACAAACCGGAUAUACUUCUUUAUAAUUACGUUCAGUGUUAACUUGUAUCCUGAAGUCUAUUUUUACAGCCUCACAGGAUCCCUGGUCAUAGUUUGUAGCAGGGGGGCUAUCAUACGCAGUGAAUAGAAACAUAGAAACAUAGAAUGUGACGGCAGAUAAGAACCAUUCGGCCCAUCUAGUCUGCCCAUCUAGUCUGAAUGCAUUCCCACAUCCACCAUCACAUGUGCAAAAUGUACAUUAUGUUGGUGCAUAGCCAGGGCUGGGGACUAAAACCAGAACAUCAGGAAAACAGACAAUGUCGAGAGGUUUUACAGUACACAUAUCCAACAGUCUGCAAGAGAAAAACAUCUGCGUAGACACAUUUUGCUAACACGAUUCCAUUUCUAAUUCUUUUUGUACCCAUAUACGUAUCUGGUGUCUCAUCAAUCCUGGCUUUUCAAAUCUACUGUAUUAGUUUGAUUCCAACUAAAUUGUAUUAAUUCCCCCCAUUCAGUUUUCCCAGUGCUGAGACUUUAUAAGUGCAGUAUCUGAAUUAGAACAUUUCCAGCAGGUUAUGGCUUCUCGUUGGUGAUCAAUGUUAGGAAUGUUGUGUGUGUUUGUUUGUGCUUGUGUUUGUAACCGAUUGUUUUUAUGUUUUAAACAGCUGUUUCUUGGGACAUUGCUGUUCACAAUCCUUCUCUUUCUGCUUCCAACUACUGCCCUGUAUUACCUGGUAUUCACCCUGGUACGUAGACCGGCAGGUUCAAGACCUCAAUUCUGUGGCCACGUGCAUGUUAUAGGACAUGAAUUCUACCCAGAGAAUUACAUUAUACUGAACCAAUUGAUAUGUAAACAUUUCAAAUUUACGUUUGGAUUAAAUUGAAACAAAUCAGAUACAUAGUGCUGGCAGCUGAUUACAUUCAAAAUCCUAGGGUCAAAUAUUUACCAAGUCUUCUAAAGCCUGAUACAUUGUACUGCACAUUUCAUUUAAAGGGAUUCUCCAGUGCCAGGAAAACAAACCAGUUUCCUGGCACUGUAGAAUCCUGGAGUGCCCCCCAUCCCAAGUCACUGAAGGGGUUAAAAUCCCUUUUGUCACUUACCUGAAUCCAGCACUGGGUCAGUUUCCGCCCACGUUCCUCCCCCGCCGGCAAGGGAGACCUAAUGUGCAUGCGUGGCAAUGGCCGCUCGCGCGCAUUAGACCUCCCCAUAGAAAAAUAAUUAUUCAUUGCUUUGCUAUGGGGAUUUAGGCAACGCUGGAGGUCCUCAUGCAUAGCGUGAGAAUGUCCAGCGUCGUUUAGACGUCCAAAAGUGGUCUAAGAACCCGGAAGUUGACAGUAGACAGCCACUAGAGGAGGACUUAACCCUGCAAGGUAAAUAUUGCAGUUUAUAAAAACUGCAAUAAUUACACUUGCAGGGUUAAGGGUGAUAGGAGUUGUCACCCAGACCACUUCAGUGGUCUCGGUGCCUACAGUGUCCUUUUAAUAUUUAGUUGUCCUUUGACUUGGUGCUGUGUAGAAAGUACUGCAAUGAGCCAAUCAAUUCUUUUAACAGUUAAUAUCUUAAGUAGGGACUGAUGCAGAUCCUAAAAUUCCUGAAUAUACAUUAUAGAAGUAGUGUGACUGUAAGCUGUGCCUAAAGUGGUAUUAGCUGCCUUACAGAUGAGGCCUGUGAUAGGCCAAUCCAGCUGAUCUGAUUUUGUUUUGACCUAUCUUGUGCAGAGAGGACCUGUUGGCAUUUUGGUUCUAGUUGGCCCUUGUGGGCGGGAUCAUUCUGAUAUGCAAAUGAUACAGGUUUUCUUCUGGACUGGCGCAAUAGAAUAACUAUAUAACUAUUGUCAUGUCAGGGUAAUUCACUAACGUGUAAAUGGUCAGGGAAGCAAAGUAAAUUCUACCCUAGAAUUGAAAACAUAGCUGACUUCUUUCUUUUUCCAAUUUGCCUCUUGUGGCCUAAACGUUUUAAAAGUCAUGGUGAAGAAUGCGAUCUGUGUUGACUAUACAUAAUACAGCCAAUUGUUCUAAACAGAUCUAUAGUACAGUAAAAUAUAUUAAUCAUUUAUUUGAAGAUGUUAGAUACAAACAUACAGUUCCUGAAUAGAUCAGACCGUUACGUUGAGAAUAGAGAAAUCUUGUGAGGAAUUCGACAUAGAAGGAGGAUCUCACUUUUUUCCUUUUAACAGUUACGGCUACUUGUGGUCCUAGUUCAAGGUGUUAUCCAGAUGAUCAUUAAUCUGCUGAACUCGCUCCCUCUCUAUGCCCUUGUAUUGCGACUCUGCAGAUCCUACAGAUUGGCAGGUGAGUAACUCCGAACAUGUAACGCUAUCUCGCCCCAGCUGGGGGGAUCUUGUUUUCCAUAAUUGCAUAUUAGACCCCUCACUGCCAAGCGAUUUGCCAAAUAAAACCCCACUAAAAAGCAGGUUUUGUUUUAUGGAAAGGAGUGUGUUUUUUUUGUACACAUAGAUAACACAUUGUUUCUCCUUAUACUGAACGGGUGCAGGGCCUAUUCUGGAAAUCUUUUGAUCUCUCUGCUGCCCGAUGCAGCGACCGAGUGCCCAACUUAUAGAGAUAUACAAAUUUGCAGAAUUCAUUUGCAGUGAAUAAAUGUUUCUUGCAUUGUUGAAAUCAUGUACACCAGAUUCUUGUGCAUGGGAGAUUAUAUUGAUAAGCGUUCAUAUUGAACAUGUCGGCAAAGCACUAACAAUGUGAUGUUACCACUUUCAGCUGGGGUUAAAUUCCGAAUGCUGCUACAAGAAGAAGGGAAAAGUCUAAGACUCUUGAUGCAGGUAAAAAUGUAACUCCGAGUUUUAAUCUGUCCAGUCUAUAAUAGUUAUUAUUCCAUUUCCAUAUAUAUCUAGUACUACUUAAAUCUUCUACGAGCCAUUGUAAUGUUUUGAUAACAGUGACCGUGCUUGCUUGAAAUCAUUAAUAAAGUGAAAAAUUAUUAAUUGUGCUCCUGCAGAUCAACCCUUUGCCAUAUGGAAAUGUACUGCAGCAAUACAAGAUUCCAGCCAGUAAAUUCUACCCCAAAGAUUCCUGGGGUUCAUUGUGCAAGAAGCUGUUCAUCGGGGAACUUAUUUACCCCUGGAGGCAGGAAAGAGACAAGCAGGACUGA
Messenger RNA from Pelobates cultripes (western spadefoot toad), 5587 nucleotides. NCBI's taxonomy places the organism in Eukaryota, Metazoa, Chordata, Amphibia, Anura, Pelobatidae. The record is from the annotation of a GenBank genome assembly.